AAAGGUUGAUGAUUCUAAGACCUUGGCGUUUUCACUUCUGAACAAUCGGGUGAAAAUGUUUCGCUUGUUCGUCUUCGUAUUGGCCUUGGCUUGCCCUUCUUUGUACACUUCCCUGUCGCUGGAGAACCGCCACGUAAGGUUUUACAGUUUUAUAACUUUCUUUCAAGAUAUACACUUUUCUGUAACAUUGAUUCCAUUAAGUAAACUUCAGGCUGACAAUUUUCGCAAGCCUUGCGAGAGACGUCGCGCUUUUGAGCGCAUUUGAUCAUGCUUUAUGGAAUAUUACAUUUAACAUAAGUUUUAAUUAAUUGUGGUUAAUUGACUAAAAAGUUCCCAUCAAUGAGACCAUUUUAGGCUUGCGUUCCUAUGUGGCGAAUUUCCCAUGACGAAUCCUAAGUAAACUUAACUAUGAAACUUCUGUUUAUCCAAGCAAAUUUUCAGACUGGUCAAGUUCAGUAUUAAUCCAAUUGAUCUUGCGUAUAAUUUUUCAUUUGUUUAUUUACCUGUUUUGAGGGCUCAAAAAAUGUGCGCGAAAAAGAUUAUUUCACCGUUUCAAUUUGGUAGAGGAAGCAAUAACUUGGCUAGCGCGAAUUGAGAUUCACAUAAAGGUUGAUUAGACACGCGGUUAUGUUGUAUGUUGACAAUCUUUGAUUUCGCUGUUUAAAGUUGCAGACGCUGAUUUAAUAAAAUGAGAGUUUUAGCGCAAGAGCUUAAAAAGUUCAAAUAAUUGCGCCAAGUAAGAAUACUUUUGGGAUUAGUGUGCACAUUUCCUACUUGAGAUACCUUAAAAGUCACUUCGCCUCACAUCAUAUAAGUUGAUUCUGGAAGGGGCUUUGAUUGACGCAAAAAAAGUAGUUAUUCGCACUGUAAAAUGCACUUGGAUUUUAAACAGUUUUGUCCAAGAUUGUUGAUACACAGGAGACGCGUAUGAUGCCAUGCAUAUUGAAUUGACAUCAAUUUAUCCCUGCACUUCUAUUUCUUGAUUUUGAAAUUAUGCUUAUUUUUCUUAAUUUUCGAUCGUCCUAACGGCUUGCAUAAAAAUUCACGGAGAUUUUAAAAUUUUGUGACUUUUAUAAUUUCUGUUUGAUUUUGCGUUUUGGAAAAAGCCGCAAAACUGAUUGGUCUGGGCUAACUAAAGUUCGUGUAAAAUUAAACUGUCAAAACAAAAUAGAUGAACAGAUAAGGUUAUGUUGUAUUAAUUAAAAUUCUCAGCACCAAGAUUUGUUCAGUUACUUUAGUAUGGCUGUAUAGUUUGCCGUUCAGAAAGACUGAAUAUUAAUAUACCAAGUCUACGCGUCAGCAUAAGGAACACCUCCAGACCUUUUCUUCAAGUACCACUAAAUCCCUCUUGUUGUGGAUGAAAUGCCUCUAUCUUUAUCACCGACAAAAAAAAAAUGAAAUUAAAGGAAAAGGAAAACUAGACACUGCGUCUGAAUUUUGUAAAGCACACUCUCUGGACAACGAGCAACUGUCGAAAAUCACGACCUUUUCUUCCUCAACGGGCGUGAUGUUUUGGAUCAUAAAGCUCAUUCUAUUCCUUUCCGAAAGGAGGCGUUUUCCUCGCGACAAUGUAGUCUUAAUUGUAAUACACGCUAUUCGUUAAGACAAAGACGGCGUCAGUUCACACAUUAAUAUUAGCUUCAUAUUGUGUAUUCUUUAAUUUUUAGAUUCCGGCAGUGUCACUUGCAAAUAAUAAAGACGAGUUGGAAGGCGAGACGAGUGACGACUCGCUUCAUAGUAAAAGAUUUCAAAGAAGCUUCUUGUCUUCCGAUCAGAGCAAAGACGACUUCUGUGUCAAGACCAUCAAAAAAAUGCAAGAUCUUCUGAACCAGUUUACUGAAGGGCAUGUUCUUGAUAGAAAACUGUGUAAGGACAAAUACAUGGUGCGAGGUUUCCACUACAAACAGAGUAUUCUGAUAGAGACCCGCUCGGCAUUGCCAGUUCACUAUACAUUAACCGUAGAAGGUAAGGGGAAAUUCGGCUGUUUUUUUCUGUUGUUCCUACCUUCGGCAAUCUCUCAAAUCUCGUGAAGAAUAAUUCAGUAACAGUAAGUACUAAACUGAUAAAGGGAGCAGCGCGAAAAACAAAACAGAAUUCUCAUACCCUGCAGUUCCCGUUGAAAAGUAAUAUUUUAGGAAAAAAAUAUGCCAGUCAUGCAUUAUAAGGGUUAAAUUGAGCUGUCAAUUACCAGUGUUUGGUAUUACAUUAUUACCGUAGAACCUCGAUAGCUCGAACUCCCUGCUAACUCGUAUGAAGUUCGAUUUCCCUUGGAUUUACCCCCACAGUUUUACUCGGUUAAGUCGUGGAUACCUCGAGUUCCCCGCUUACUCGAACUAAUUUCCUUUCCCUUGAUCAAAAUUUCACUGAAAUUUACAACGCUAACUCGAAUUCUGGUUCUUGUAAUUCCACUCGGAUGCCACUUCUUCUUGCAUGCAGCAAUUUGAUUCUAACUGGUGCAAUCAUAAAAUGCAUAAGCAUGUUACUUACCGUUUCUGAUGAAACAACUUAAAUUUGCAAUGUACUAUCAUGUACACUGAAGUGCUGAAAAAUCAGUAACCAUCAAUCAUUGACAUGGCCAAUUCAAUCGAUCCCAAUAACUCGAACCCCUGCUAACUCGAACUGUAUUACAAAACGCUAAAAACACAUUAGAAUCAAGGAAAGCCCCGAAUAAUGGCUCUGUUUUAUUUACAAUUUCUCGCCCCUAGUAUACCUAUUGUAGUCAUCAACUUGAAGUUUGAACGUGUCUUUGGCCAGGAUGGAACCAGGUUGCGACUUGAUACUUUUUUUAGAACUUUUUUGCUGUCAAAAAAUGACAAAAACCGAUGAUAGAAAUAUCCUUUUGGAGUUCCAAGUAUGAGAUGACAAAGAAUACUUACCGUAUUUCCUAAAAUUAUACCCGUUCCUCGAUUAAUCGCCUCCCUCGAAUUAUCGCCCCUCUUAGGUGAAAAUAUUUAAAAUAAUCGCCUCCCUCGAAUUCUCUUGUCUUUCUUUUAUCCUCUCCUUGUCAAGCUGAAGUGGAAUCUGAUCCAGCAAAACUGAUCAGUGAUGAUUCAAGAUCUGAAAAUCAAUCAAGGAACCAAAUUUGGAACACUUAAAAAGCCCAUGUUCAGUUUAUUUGAUGUGAUCAUAAAACAAAAUAUUCAAGGCACAACUUCAGUGAGCAGUAUUGAAAUAAUAGCCUCCCUCAAAUAAUACUCGCCCCCGGCUAAUAUUCGAGGAAAUACGGUAGUUUAACUUAAGCUCAGCUUUAACCAAAAAGGAAAGGAAUCGACGUAACAGCCACUUAAGGAUAGAGUUGUACCCUGGUAGAGUUAAAUACGUUCAAACAAUCUCAGGGACGGCCAACAACUAGCCUGAUAUACAUAUGAGCUCUGCAGCUUCUUACGAAAUAAAUCUUUCAGAAAGAACGACUCUAACAGGUACUUUAAGCCCAUUGACAUCUUCUCAUAGGACUUCUCCCUUAUAAACGGGAAACAAAAUCCGCAUAUCGAUUAACAUAUAUUGUUAUUUUCAGUGAACCACAAGGCAUUGGUUGAUGAACAGAAAGCUUCGUUAUCUGGGGAAGAUCUUCGAGUAUUCUAUCGCGCCAAUGAAAGUAGCUUGCCAGUUGAGAUUGAUCGCAUAAUCAGCAACGUGUAUACAGCUAGCACAAGUGUUCAGUUCAGGACCCAAGAGGCGAUAACCGCAAAGACUAUUGAUGGCAAAUCGUACGCUCUAGUUUUUGGUGGCAAGCCACCUCACGGGGUCAAAGCUGACAAAAGGAACGUCUUCGCCUUCUUUGAAGAUUUCUCCACCUCAGACCUUGGGGAGUGGACCCGUGUAUGGGGAGAGUGGACUGUAAAGGAUGGGCAUUUGUUUGGAAAGACUGGAAAAUCUACUUUUGGCUACGCUGAGGUAGGACUUUACCUCAAAAAAGGUAAAGCAUGGAAGGACAUUGAAGUAGACCUGGAUUUUAUGGAGACGGGCUCACACGUAGUCUAUCCUGGGCCUUUUUUCCGAGUUCAGGAUUUCAGGCUUCAGCAUACAACAGCCUGGUGGUUUGAGUAUUACACAGAUCAUAAAGACUGUACCAUGAGACCCUUCGUUAACAACAAAGACGGCAGUUGGAUUUACAAAUGUCAGCUCCCUGAACCACUUGUUAAAAAUAAAUGGUUUCACUUUAAGUAUCGUUUGAUAGGGAACAAAAUAACUCAGUGGGCCAAUGGUAUUUCCAUACAAAACACUGCAGUAAGCAGCACGUGGAUGAUCCCCAGCGGCACCAUAGCUUUGGGCUGUCAUAGCAUCUACAGUGGGAGUCUCACCGGCUGCAGGUCAUAUUACGACAAUAUAAAGGUCCGCAUCCUUGUAAAAACCAAACCCAGAGUGAUCACAGGAAACAUUUGUCGCCUUCCUCUCCACAAAUAUCCGACCCUUGGAGGAAAAAUGAGGCCUGCUGACUCUUGCAAGCAGAUCUACGAUGCGAAUCUCACUGGGAAAGCCAAAUCAUCGGCUGUUAAUGGGGUCUACUGGAUCAAGACAGCAAAAGCAGGUACGAAAAGCAGCCCAACGUUCUGUGACAUGGACAAAGGUGGAUGGACUCUUGUUGGAAAAAUCAGCGGCCAGGUGGGAAACAUCUUCAAUUCGUGGCUUGUACGAAACGUCAACAGUAACCUUUUGAAGUCGCCCGGAAUGAACUCGGGCAGCAUUGAGUAUGCCUGCCUGGAUGCUCGACAUCUUGCAGUAUGUCAUUCAUCUGAGGUUAUGUUCUCGAGCAGCGAAAAUCAUUCCGGAGUUGGAAACAGGUGGAUUCGAUGGAAGAUGCCAUUGGACAGAAAUUAUGGUACUUGGUGGAAUCAUGGCGUCGGUCAGGCAAAAGUGGCAGCAGCUACUGCAAACCAAGUAACUGUUACGGUAUCGAAUGGGAAAAGCCAGGUACGAGAUGAGCAAUGUAAGAAAAAGGAACGAAUUUCAUGUUGGCCUAAUUACCCGAAUAAGUAGUCGAACGAGUGGAGUGUGAGAUAAUUGAGUGCCCAACGAAGCAAUUCCUUAUGCAUCGCUUUCACAGAUUUACCAUGUUGAACAAGCUGGCUAGCCUGAAUUUCAUCCGAUUACUUCGAGUCGUUAUUACUCCCUCAGUUGUUGAGAGGAGAAAACGACUCGAAGCAAUCGGAUGAAUUUCAGGCUACAAGCUGGCCACAAUUUAGCCACUUUUCAUGAAAUAGUUCUCAGAAAAUAGCAGACAAUGAACUUAAGGUUGCCGAAGACCUUCUAUUCGCUUUCUUUUGCCUUACAAUAUAACAUGUAGUGCGCUCGAUAGCCAUUUUUUUUAGCAGUUUUUCGCAAAUCCGCUGGGUUUGUUGCCGUUGCUUUUAUAUCUUUCGAUAACAUCUGUCUUUCUUUCCAUAAGGUUUGUUACCAGAACAUGUACGGGAUAAUGCCAUUGCAGCAACACGGUGGUUCGUACCCUUACGCCUCGAUUAACAAGCAAGGAAAUACAGCUGUGAAAGACUACUGCAUGGCGGUUGGCGUGAUGUUAGCAGGUUCCAAAGCAAACGGAUGGAGUCAGAACGCUAAUGGAUAUGACAGUCCUAAGAGCGAUUCUGAUUGGCCAAACACACGAUAUGAUCACUCCAAUCCCCAUUUGCUGGUUUGGCUCAAGUAAAAGGCAUAGAGCGAGGGACCGAAGUAAUUAAAACCUUUCUUUAAUUGCUAGAUUAUUAUGUUCUGUUUUUUAUUUCUUAAAAGCGUCUCUAAAGUGGUUUGGUAACUGACUAACUGAUUGAUUGAUUGAUUGAUUGAUUUAAUGACUGAUGGAUUUAUUGAUUGAUUGAUUGAGUCAGAAUUGGCUUUUUGAUUUAUAUAUUGACUGAUUGUUUUGAGAUCUCGUACUGUACUCGUAACAAUAAACUGAAACUUGAUAAUAUUUGCUUUGUUGAAGUGCAAGAGCUGGUAACAUACUUGCAAGAUAAGCUUAGGUUGCACAUUUAGAAAUAAAGGAGUAGCC
Molecule: messenger RNA, 5983 nt
Organism: Porites evermanni
Lineage: Eukaryota; Metazoa; Cnidaria; Anthozoa; Scleractinia; Poritidae
Source: the annotation of a GenBank genome assembly